Salvelinus fontinalis (brook trout) is the source of this 528-nucleotide messenger RNA. RefSeq names its product interferon a3-like. Gene Ontology annotation, molecular function: cytokine receptor binding. NCBI's taxonomy places the organism in Eukaryota, Metazoa, Chordata, Actinopteri, Salmoniformes, Salmonidae. Gene Ontology annotation, biological process: defense response. The record is from RefSeq and is a predicted model, not a curated record. The coding region runs from base 1 to 528 and encodes 175 amino acids. Gene Ontology annotation, cellular component: extracellular region. The transcript is spliced from 5 exons.
AUGUAUACAAUGCAGAGUUGGACGUGUAUUUUUCUUGUCAUUUGCAGUAUGCAGAGCGUGUGUCAUUGCUGUGACUGGAUCCGACACCACUACGGCCACUUGAGCGCAGAAUACCUUUCACUGCUGGACCAGAUGGGAGGAGAUAUCACAGAGCAGGAUGCCCCUGUCUUUUUCCCCGAAUCACUUUACGGACGCAUUGAGCUUGCCGAGUUUGAGGACAAAGUCAGAUUCCGGAACGAGACCAUCUAUCAAAUCACAAAACUGUUUGAUGGGAAUAUGAAAUCUGUCACAUGGGACAAGAAAAACCUGGACGAUUUCCUCAACAUUCUAGAACGCCAAUUGGAGAACCUUAAUUCCUGUGUAUCACCUGCCAAGAUACCUGAGAGGAGACUGAAACGCUACUUCAAGAAGUUGAAUAGGAUGGUUCUGAGAAAAAUGAACUACAGUGCACUGGCAUGGGAGCUCAUCAGGAAAGAGACGAAACAUCAUCUGGAAAGAUUGGAUAUUUUUCAGGCAAAGAUUCACUGA